This is a messenger RNA of Micromonas commoda, 1007 nucleotides long. RefSeq lists its product with no specific name. The coding region runs from base 34 to 933 and encodes 299 amino acids. Lineage: Eukaryota; Viridiplantae; Chlorophyta; Mamiellophyceae; Mamiellales; Mamiellaceae. The record is from RefSeq and is a predicted model, not a curated record. The transcript has a single exon.
GACGCGCCCGGUGGGCGGCACCGGGUUCGAGAGAUGUCCGCGCCCACGGCGCUCGCAUCGACGAUGUCGGCGAGUCGCACGAUCGCCCCGACCCGUUCCAUCGCGUUUCGUCGUCGUGCGCGGCUCCGUCGCGCAUCCCCCACCUCGGUUCGGCGAAGCCGCGUCGUCGCUCACGCGGGCGGGGACUCCUCCGAUGUCGUCACCCCGUGGUGGCACUCCCUGCCGGUGGUUCACAUCCUCGUCUUCUCCCCGGAGACCGAGGACGAGGCCGUGUACACCACGUCCAGGAGGGACGGCGACACCGCCGCGAACUCCUUCGUCGCGUUCGAGGACCUGAGGGACGCCACCCGCGCGUCCGUGGCGGUGAGCGAUCAGCUGGACGGGUGCGAGAUGCCCACCGUGGACAGCGUGGACCCGCGGGUGAUGAUCUUCCUGGCGGACUCUUGCGGCUACGGCGUGGAGGUUGUGCCGGCGGGUGGCGAGUUCGAGCCCCCGGCGACGGUCAUCGACGACUUCAGGCGGUCGUACGAGGCCGAAGGCGGGGCGGAAGCUGAGCGCUCGCGGAGUCGGGACGGGACGGACGAGCUGGCCAUAUCCACGGUCGACCUCCAGCGGUACCUCAGCGACGGCGGCGCCCUUCCCGUGCUCCCUCCCGAGGACGACGACGCGCGAUCGAGUGAAGCGGCGUUAGAGGCUGAGGACGGGGCGAGGACGCUGGAGGCGAGGCGGGCGGCGGCGGAGGCGGUGCGGAGCGCGCUGGCGGGUUCCGUCGCCAACCUGAGUGGGUCGGUGAGGCUAGCCGCCGGGGUCGGCGGCAAGGUUAAGUCGAUGCUCACCCCGAUGCGGCGGGUGCAACGCUCGAUGCGUGGGGCCUCCGCGAUGUACGAGGCGCUCAUGGGGAUAGCCGAGCGGCGUAAAGGAGAGGAGAAGUAACACGCGGCGGCGUCGAGGAGCUCGGCGCGUGGUUCGCAUCUGAUCAAAUCGCGACUAUUUUUUUCUACCAAAGA